AUGACUACAGAACAAAGUCUCCUUGGACCUCAGGAGCUUGCGGAUUUAGCUCGAGAAAUUUUGGUGGUCAACUCAAGUAGUGACGGAGGAUUAGAAAACACUCAAAAUAUCGUCGAAAUGGCGAGUCCAGGAGGUGCAGAUAAGCAAGUCGAAUCACCGACUGCUAGAUUUACGGCAGUAAAUGGGAGGAGUCAAACUGAAAUUCCGCCUUCGACCAAUGGCAAUGGGAAUGGAAACAGCAAUGGUGUGAAUGGCAAUGGUGUGGCAAGGAGGGGUUCUGAUGAGCGAUCAAAUGGACAACCUCGAAUCUCACCUCCAGGUCACGAGAGAUUAACCAUCACAACUACACAGGAGCAAGAUUGGCCUUCCUCCACGAACGGAGAACGUACUACUUUACCCGAUCGCCAAAUGAAUAAUAGCCAAAACUCAAAUCAUUAUUCAGACGAAAAUUCCCACAAACGUAAAAGAUCGGGUUCGAUGGAUCAAGGCUCAUCAUCAGCAAAUUCAUACCACAGUCAUGCUCUACCAAAUUCGACAAAAGCAACACCAACUACGGCGACCACCGAAUCCGAUGGUAACAGAGAUGAAGCAACUGUCCGAGCAAAAUCUCAAUCUCAGGUAGACUCUAGAGAUACCUAUAGUUCCGAUACACAGUAUAGGCAAUUCAUAUCAGCAAAUGAUUCGGCUCGGGAAGCGGCUCCGAAUGACUUGUGGCAUUCCCGACAUUAUGUUCAGCAUCCUCAAGUUAGUUCCGAUGAGCAUCUUGGGGAAGUCUUACAAAGAGCAUCUCAAAAUUUGGAUGCGCAGCAACAUGAGUACGACCGUCGCACACUUUCUGGUGAUGAUAACAGAUAUGCUGAUCCCCAAUCUGCAUAUGGUCAGGAGAGACGGGAAUUGUCUGCACAAUCAGAUCUCAAGAAGCGGAAAAGAAAUUUCAGUAAUCGGACUAAGACGGGUUGUAUGACAUGCAGAAGAAGAAAGAAGAAAUGCGAUGAAUCUAGGCCAGAGUGUAACAACUGUCUCCGUGGUGGGUUCGUCUGCUCAGGAUAUCAACAACGAGGUCAAUACCCAAAGGUCGAAAUGAAACAAACUCCAAUUCCAUUACAAUCCAAGACGGAAUAUGAGAGCCCUUCCUCAUAUACACAGCCAUCACCGUAUGGAAAUCAACCUGGAAUACCGACUCGAAGGGAACCGUUACCUGGAUAUCGUGGCCAGAGCUUACGUUUAGAUCCUCACAGCAGAGCCAUGACGGAUGGUGACGAUCAAGCAAGUGCGACGACUUUACCUAGUGCUUCAAUCACAAGUCCAGAAAAUAAUAGAAUAACCGCAUCAAGCUAUGGAAUUCAACAAACGCCAACUCCUGUCAGCGCAAAUAGUGCUCAUCCUGAUCGUUAUAAGAAUGAGUAUUCACGCGUUGGGCCUCUUCACGAUCUUUCCAGGCAAGAGCCAAGGACAGAAUCAGAUACUGGCACACCACAUUCUGCUCGUGAACCUAGUUCUGCUCUUCCAAAUCUAUUAAAUCACCAGAUUCACCCCGAUAGUCCUCAUAGCAGCGCCCAAGUUGCAGCUCAAUUAGCACUUUCUCACCCUGCAAGUCGACCACGAACUCAAAAAGAAGAAAUGUUAGCUGGUCGUCAUUACUUUCCAUUUGACAAAGAACUAGUUCUUGAGCGUGAACGCUGUAAUACAGCUUGCUGGCGGUUUAACAAUAGCACCAAUCCUAAUAAUGGUGUGUCACCAGAAGAACGUGCUCGUCAAUUUCGAGAUAUUCUUCAACCACGCGAUCACGUCAUUUCUCCCACUCAAGCUUCACCUGCCAAUCCUGUUGGCAAAGUCGGUGAUAAUGUGGUCGUUGAAGCUCCAUUUACUUGUGAUUAUGGAUAUAAUAUCAGCAUUGGACAAGAUGUGGCGAUUGGAAAGAAUUGUACAAUUCUCGAUACUUGCGAGGUUAAGAUUGGCGAUCGUUGCAAUAUCGGACCGAAUGUUAGUAUCUAUACCGCAACGCUACACACAGAUCCCAAAAGAAGACUUGGAUCUCGAGGACCAAAUUUGGGAAGAAAGAUUAUUAUUCAGGAGGAUUGUUGGAUUGGUGGUGGUGUAACAAUCUUGCCCGGGAGGACUAUUGGAAAAGGCAGUACAGUGGGAGCAGGUUCUAUCGUUACAAGAGAUGUUCCACCUUACACAGUAGCUUGCGGAAAUCCGGCAAGAGUCAUCCGUGGUCUUUACCCACCACAUGAAUGA
Molecule: messenger RNA, 2241 nt
Organism: Sclerotinia sclerotiorum 1980 UF-70
Lineage: Eukaryota; Fungi; Ascomycota; Leotiomycetes; Helotiales; Sclerotiniaceae
Exons: 2
Coding region: 1-2241 (746 amino acids)
Biological process (GO): regulation of DNA-templated transcription
Molecular function (GO): zinc ion binding; acetyltransferase activity; DNA-binding transcription factor activity, RNA polymerase II-specific
Source: RefSeq, a predicted model, not a curated record